Messenger RNA from Zingiber officinale, 2487 nucleotides. Its product is annotated as UDP-glycosyltransferase 73D1-like. The transcript has a single exon. Bases 173 to 1645 code for a protein of 490 amino acids. Gene Ontology annotation, molecular function: UDP-glycosyltransferase activity. Lineage: Eukaryota; Viridiplantae; Streptophyta; Magnoliopsida; Zingiberales; Zingiberaceae. The record is from RefSeq and is a predicted model, not a curated record.
ACACAAUGGCUGUGGCUGCAUCUUCAUGAUUUCUCGGUGAAGUCACUGCGCUCGUCACAGAUUUCUCUUAAACUUACCAUUCUAAGCAUGGAGUGAAAUCUUUAUGUGCUAUUAAUGCCCAUUCUUGCAACGAUUUCUUCUCAUCUUUGCCCAAAUCAGUUGUUUGCUUCCCAUGACGACGGACCAACCGGCGGCGAGAUGUGCUCACUUCGUGCUGGUGCCGCUCAUGGCGCAGGGCCACACCAUCCCCAUCGUCGACAUGGCGCACUUCCUCGCCCGCCACGGCGCCCACGUCACCUUCCUCACCACCCCGCUCAACGCCCUCCGCAUCGACGCCAUCAUCCAACGCGCCGGCGCGUCUGGGCUUGCCAUCGACUUCGUCUCCCUCCCUUUCCCCUGCGCCGACGCCGGCCUUCCCCUAGGCUGCGAGAACAUCGACGCCCUUCCGUCCCCGUCGCGCGACUACCUCCCCAACUUCCUCCGCGCCUGCGACAUGCUCCGGGCCCCCUUUACCGAGCACCUCCGCCGGCACCCUCUGACGCCGAGUUGCAUCGUCUCCGACGCCGCGCAACCGUGGACCGGGGAGAUGGCGCGGGACCUGGGCGUCCCGCGGCUCAUCUUCCAUGGCCUCGGGGGCUUCACCAUCCUCGCGCGGCAGAUCCUGCACCAGGAGGACGUCUACGUGAGGGUCACCGACGAGUCGGAGAUACUCGACGUCCCAGGAUUUCCUCACCCGCUGCGGGUGCCGAUGGCCAAAACUCCGGGCACCUUUUGGGGUCCUAAGCUGCAGCACCUACGCCUGAGGUCCAUGGAGGAGGAAGCCAAGGCCGAUGGCGUUGUGGUGAACACAUUCGACGACAUUGAGGCCGUGUACGUGGAGAGCUAUCAGAAGAUGAUCGGAAAAAGGGUAUGGACAGUCGGCCCCUUGUGCCUCUGCAACAGAGAUGCCGCCCAUAUGACCGCGAGGGGAAACAAGGCGGCCGUUGAUGAGAAUCAAUACUUGCGCUGGCUCGACUCAAUGGCGCCGACCUCCGUGAUUUACGUGAGCUUCGGUAGCCUCGUCACCGCCGGCGUCGAGCAAAUUGUGGAAAUUGGAAUGGCUCUGGAAGGUGCAGGGUUUCCGUUCGUAUGGGCGAUUAAAGCCGGAGACCAAGCAACCAUACAGGUGGAUCGGUGGCUGGCAGAGAGCGGUUUUGAAGAGAGGACAAGAGGGAGGGGGCUGGUGAUACGAGGGUGGGCGCCGCAGAUGAUGAUCCUAUCGCACCCUGCUGCCGGCGGGUUUUUGACGCACUGCGGGUGGAAUUCCACUCUGGAGGGAAUAUGCAGCGGCCUUCCCAUGGCGACUUGGCCGCACUUCGGAGACCAGCACCUGAACCAGAAGGUGGUGGUGGAGGUGCUGAGGAUCGGGGUGGCAGUGGGAGGCGGAUCGGCCAAUUGGGGAGACGAGAACAGCGGGACGGUGGUGAGGAGGGAGAAGAUCGAAAAGGCAGUGAGGGAGUUGAUGGGAGGAGGGGAGGAAGCCGAAGGGAGGAGGGAGAGGGCGAGGGAGCUGGGGGAGAAAGCAAAGCGCGCCAUGGAAGAAGGUGGCUCUUCUUAUCAGAACUUGAGCAUGCUGAUACAGCAAUUCCCGGCUGAAGAAGAGUAGAUGAAGGUAGGUGAACAUUCGGUUAAAUUAAUUGAAUGAAUUAAAAAUUAAUUUCAUGUUGACUAAUUAAAUUAAAUUAAAGGUUUAUUAAAAUUAAAUUAACAGAAUCAAUUAUUUUCGUUAACCUUAAAUUAAUUAAAUUUAUUUAAAAUAAUAAUAAUAAUAAUAAUUUAUAUAAAAUUAAUAUUAAAUUAACCUAAUAUUCAUUUAUGAUGCACUAAUCCCCAGAUCAAAUCUUCUAUCUCUAAAUUUAUCUGUCUCGGUGUCCCCUGUCGAUCGGACGGACCAGAUUAUAUCUUAAGACAUCAUGAUAUCUUUAAGAUAUGUGCAGUAUCUUCGUGAUGUGUAAGGUAUCCUUGAGAUGUAAUCUGGUCCGUGCGAUCGAUAAGAGGACAUGGGGACUGAGAAAUUAGGGGAUAGAGGAUUUGAUCUCCACUAAUCCCUUGCUUAGUACAAAGUCUUUUCCUAAGUACUCUCAUAUGUUCCAAUUGAGGAUUGAUUUUUCCUCCCAAUUAAAUACUCUCAUAUGUUCCAAUUGAGGAUUGAUCUUCUAGAAAUCCACCUUGACGUUUUACCAUUGUACUGUGUCCGUGGGAGCUCAUACGAUAAAUAUUUCAGAGUUUGAAAGGGAAUCAUAGAAAUUGAUUCAUUAGCAUUGUAUUUUCUUAUUGUUGUAAGUUUAGGUUAUAAGAGGUUUUUACACCUCUAAAACGACCACGCCAUAGAGUAAAAUUCGAAUGCUGAUCUACUAAAAGAUUAUAUGUUGGAAUUAAGAAGGUGAAAGAGCACAUUUUUCCCUUCAUCUUUUACCUUCAUUAAUAAAAAAAAUAUUGAUAAACUUA